Molecule: messenger RNA, 3267 nt
Organism: Alternaria metachromatica
Lineage: Eukaryota; Fungi; Ascomycota; Dothideomycetes; Pleosporales; Pleosporaceae
Exons: 3
Coding region: 1-3267 (1088 amino acids)
Molecular function (GO): metal ion binding
Source: RefSeq, a predicted model, not a curated record
AUGGCUCCUUCCUCGGCCGCCAACGGCCCUGGCAAUCAAACAUACGCACUUCCUCUGGCUGGUGGAAAGAGGAAGCGAGCUACUGCGAACAGCCAGUCAGAAUCGGCUGAACUCAAUGCGGCUCCCAUCGCAGCGCGUCCAAAGAGGAGCCGCCCCAACGAAAAGGAAUACAACGCCAAGUACAUGGCUGAGAUGUGCUUCAGCGCGUACAAGGCGCGCUUACACAUCGCCGGUUACUCGCAGUAUACUGCCGACGUUGCGAACGACUGGCGAGAGGAUCUUGUCGAGUUGUUCAGCCACGCCGCGUUGAAAGGAACCAUGAAGCAGAAUGCCGCGGCUCGUCAUGUCAUCCCUCGUCUGACAACUCUCAUCCCUCAAAAGAACAAAAAGAAGGGCGCGCUUGUGAAGGACUUUGCGAAGCACUACGAGAAUGUGCGAAAUGACAUGAUGGUCAUCGACAGAGUCAUGGGAAAUGGCUUCAAGGUGAACGAACAAUCUAUCGUCGAAGUACGCGAGUGUCUCAACGGCCUACACUGUAUUCUCGCCAAAGGAGAGCAAUGGCGUAACGUCAUGCCUUACACACCGCUGCCAAUGUACCAGCUUCGAGUCCUCCGCGACCUGAUGAAGUACUCACGGCCGCACCACCUCCUCGGCGAUCUGGUCACCAACAUUGAAGAAAUGGAAACUUGGCUCAGCCCGCCACCUACGAGCUUUAGCUUCCCAAGCGGUUCGAUCGACGAGACGAUGGAGACGUUGCAGAAAGCAACCGAGGACAAGAUUGCGAGGACCAGCAUCGGCCCCGACGUACAGCAGAUGGCAGAAUACCGAGCGCAAAAGGCCGAAGUCCUGCGUCUGCAGAAGGAGGAGCAGGCCCGUCAGCAAGAGAAGCAACGUCUUGAAGAAGUCCAACGAGGCCAAGCGGAGCGAGAGCAGCUGAAGCAACAUAUCAAGUCGCUCGAGAUGACUGCCGCAAAGGAACGCGCUCAAGAGAGUGCGAAGAAGACCGCAGAAGCUGCAGCAACGGCUCAACGCGAGAAAUCUUACCAGGAUCAGAUUGCGCAACAAACAACUGAGAUCAACAAACUCAAAACCGACCUAAGCAACCUGUCUGCUAAGCAGGCAGCCCAAACUAAGCCCGAUGCCACUACGACAUCGUCACUUCCAGUUACUGCAGGACAGACUGGCACUUCAAUGAACUCUUCUUUCAGUACCAAUCAGACUGCCAACAGUAGCUUUUACCAGCCAAAGAGCUCUCUAGGCACUUCCUUCGGAAGCUCUAUGAAUGGUGGGUCGUGUGGGCAGCUCGGUUCAUUCGGCCAAGUUUCACAUCAUCCUACGCCGAAAGACGACGACGUCCAAAUGACGGACGCUCGACGGGUUGAUAGCUCGCAGCAACACCCUAGCUUUGGUCCGUUCGAUCCUUCCACGAUAAUUACACGCGGUGUGGGCCAGUCAAACCCCUUCAAUACUCAUAUCUCCAACGGCGCUCCCUCACAUCCCUUCGGAAUAUCAGCCGGCGACGGCAACUUCAAGUCGGCUUGCCCAGCAUACAAGAACGGGACCUGCACGUUAGGCAGGAGUUGCAAGCUACCCCACACCGCAUGCAAGUUCUGGUUGAGCGGUAGUUGCAGAUUCGGUGGGAGAUGUAAACACAGCCACGAUCCUUUCUUCCUCACAGAAGUCGCAUCAAAAGGCCAAUCAAAACAGUUUCCACGGGCUGACCGAAUGGUCAUCGAUCCUGUCCCUGCACCACAAUCCAGCAACUUCUCCCAAGCGAACCCCUUUUCCAGUCACCUGCCGGGUGGUUCAAAUCCAUUCGGUGGGCAGAUGAAGGGUAAUCGGCGAUCUACCUUGCAACUCAAGCAGCAAGACCAGACUUUUGGCUUUCUCUCUAGCAACAGCAAGAAUCCUUUCGGCCACGCUCCACCACCAGCGCCAGCAGUGCGCAACCCGACACUUGCUGAGCGGGUAACGAAGGGUGAUCAACCCACCUCUUUCGAUAACCAAACGCCAUUUGGCUACCAUACCCCACCAACUGGCCCUCGAGGAAACCGUUCACUCGCCGACAGGAUAACAAAGAACGAUCAACCCAUGCCACAUCAACCUCAACAUCAGCCUCCUGCCAUUCGCAUCGAACAAUCCCUAGAGGAUAUCAUCAAUGCAUCUGGAGCGCGCAGGAACGAAAAACAGGCAAAGCCGCUUCAGUCAGAGACUCUCUCCAUCCAACAAAACUGGUUCAUCCACCCCUCCACCUCCACCUCCGAAGAACCCAUCCUCCCCGCCUCCCUCCUCGCCGGCGUACCCAUCAACUGCCUCCCAGCCCCAAUUAUCCAAGCCAUCCACGAACUCUCCACCCUAACAAUCGGCCAACGAGACCGAGCGCACAACCUCCUAAACACCUACUUCCAAGCGCGCAUCCGCGAAGGCUCCUACAGCGGAAAAACGCAAAAGAUUUUUGCUAUUCUGGAAAUCAGCGAUGUGAAGAAGGCGUGUGAGAGUUUGCGGAGAAUGAGCCGAGGGAGAGAGAUGCAGGGGCCUGUUCCGAUCAAAGAAGAUGAAACGAGGAAGAGGAAGUACUCGAUUAGACAGGAGAUGAAUGUCGUUGCUGAGGAGGAGGAGGACGAAGGUGCACAAAGACUGGCGAAACGGUUGAAAGAAGAACUAUGCGUUAUCUCGGAAGAUGGCAAUGUUAAUAAUGAGCCGAGCACGCCAAUCUGCAUCAACUUCGACGAUAUACCCACGCCUCCGGAUUCACAAGCUACGAUAACAGCAACACUUCCUUCGACGACUACCACACCACAGACUCAACGCCGCUCCCGUCCCCCUCCGAUUGUCAUUGCAGAGAUCCCCACGCCUACAGCUACAUCUCCUGGCAUCGUUCCACCAUUUUCUUCUUUCACUCCCCUAUUCAAUAGCUUAGCCCAGGAAUUUGGCGGGGAUCCAGAUACGCCUUGUCCGAUACGAACGAAUACGUAUCAGCCAUCACAACCAGAUCUUCUCAACAUUGCAGACAACAGCUACGGUAACGACAAACUCAAUAGCAACGAUAAUGCAAACGGCACUCUCUUCGAGUCAUACAUGCGCGAUACGUAUCCAGCGCCGAGGAUGAAUCCUCGUGUCCAGGCGGCGCAGAGAGCGACGCAUGAGUUUAAUGUGAGGAGGAUGGAGGUGAUUGAGGCGCAGAGAGUAUUUGAAGAGGCAAGAAGGAGGUUUGUAGAGGCGAAGCGGAGGAUGGAAAGCGUGAGGGGAGGGGCGGCGUGGCGGUGA